Messenger RNA from Odocoileus virginianus texanus, 1308 nucleotides. NCBI's taxonomy places the organism in Eukaryota, Metazoa, Chordata, Mammalia, Artiodactyla, Cervidae. The record is from RefSeq and is a predicted model, not a curated record.
AGCAUCGCCACUUGACUAGUCUCCCAAGUUGCAGGAAGCCUCUGCCCUGAUGGAAUUCGCAGGUGUGGAGAUGACCAUGGGAUGCCAGGGCCGUGGGGGACCGUUUAUUUUCUAGGCAUUGCUCGGGUUUGCGGUUUCUGGCUUUCCUGGUGGAAUUUGGAAGGGGUCAUGAAUCAAACUGAUGCUCCUCGACCCCUGAACUGGACCAUCCGGAAGCUGUGCCACGCAGCCUUUCUCCCAUCUGUCAGACUUCUUAAGGCUCAGAAGUCUUGGAUAGAAAGAGCCUUUUAUAAAAGAGAAUGUGUUCACAUCAUCCCCAGCACCAAAGACCCCCAUAGGUGUUGCUGUGGGCGUCUAAUAGGCCAGCAUGUUGGCCUCACUCCCAGUAUCUCGGUUCUUCAGAAUGAGAAAAAUGAAAGUCGCCUCUCUCGAAACGACACCCAGUCUGAGAAGUGGUCCAUCAGCAAGCACACUCAACUCAGCCCCACCGACGCUUUUGGGACCAUUGAGUUCCAAGGAGGAGGCCAUUCCAACAAAGCCAUGUAUGUACGAGUAUCUUUCGAUACAAAACCUGAUCUCCUCCUACACCUGAUGACCAAGGAAUGGCAGCUGGAGCUUCCCAAGCUUCUCAUCUCAGUGCACGGGGGUCUGCAGAACUUUGAACUCCAGCCAAAACUCAAGCAGGUCUUUGGAAAAGGUCUCAUCAAAGCAGCCAUGACCACCGGAGCAUGGAUAUUCACUGGAGGAGUCAACACAGGUGUUAUUCGUCAUGUUGGCGAUGCCUUGAAGGACCAUGCAUCUAAGUCUCGAGGAAAGAUAUGUACCAUAGGUAUCGCCCCAUGGGGAAUUGUGGAAAACCAGGAAGACCUGAUUGGAAGAGAUGUUGUCCGGCCAUAUCAGACCAUGUCCAAUCCCAUGAGCAAGCUCACUGUUCUCAACAGUAUGCAUUCCCACUUCAUUCUGGCCGACAAUGGGACCACUGGAAAGUAUGGAGCAGAGGUGAAACUUAGGAGACAACUGGAAAAGCAUAUUUCACUCCAGAAGAUAAACACAAGAUGCCUGCCGUUUUUCUCUCUUGACUCCCGCUUGUUUUAUUCAUUUUGGGGUAGUUGCCAAUUAGACCCAAUUGGAAUCGGUCAAGGCGUUCCAGUGGUGGCGCUAAUUGUGGAAGGAGGACCCAAUGUGAUCUCAAUUGUCUUGGAAUACCUUCGAGACACCCCUCCUGUGCCCGUUGUUGUCUGUGAUGGGAGUGGACGGGCAUCCGACAUCCUGGCAUUUGGGCAUAAAUAUUCAGAAGAAGGCGGGUAG